GCUGACUCAGGAUUCUCCCCCUCCCCUUUCCUCCCCUCUCUCUCUCCUUUCUCUCUCCUCAGCUGAUCAACACCACUUGAAGAGACUUCUACAAGAGGUGCAGCAACCAUGUUUGACCACCUCCUCCUCCUGAGCCCCAUCCUCCUGUUCCUCCCUCUGGUCAUCACUGUCCCGUCCCCUGGAGGUGUCCCUCCUACCCCCUGCCGCCGCUGCUGUGAUGACCUGGAGCUACAGAAGGGCCCCCCAGCCCCUCAGACGGGGGACCAAAAGAGUGGCCUGAACCAGAUGCCUGAAGUCCGCACCUACAUCAACAUGACUAUCCUCAAAGGGGACAAGGGAAACCGCGGGGACAGGGGGACACCUGGGAAGUCUGGUGAGGAAGGCGCUACUGGAUCCCGAGGGCCAAUGGGCCCCAAAGGAACUAAGGGCCAGGUGGGCCCCCCAGGGGACCCCUGCAAGACCCAGGAAGCAGCCUUCUCGGUGGGGCGUCGCAAAUCCCUCCACAGUGUGGACUACUACCAGGCCCUGGUGUUCGACACAGAGUUCGUCAACCUCCACGGCCACUUCGACAUGUUCAAAGGAAAGUUCAACUGCUAUGUCCCUGGGAUCUACUUCUUCAAUGUCAACAUCCACACCUGGAACUUUAAGGAGACCUACCUGCACAUAAUGAGGAAUGACAAGGAGCAGGCCAUCGUGUACGCCCAGCCCAGCGAGAGGUCCAUCAUGCAGAGCCAGAGCCUUAUGUUGCCCCUUGAGCUCAAUGACGAGGUGUGGGUCCGGCUGUACAAGAGGGAGAGGGAGAACGCUGUGUAUAGUGACGAUGUGGAUGUCUACAUCACCUUCAACGGAUACCUCAUCAAGCCCACCCUGGAGUGAGAUGACCUGCUGGGUCGUGUUCAGUAGGCACAAAACAGGAAGAAAACGCUCUAAGCAGUGCCAAACGGGAGGUAUUAUAUGGACUUGUCCAGGAAGAAAUGCUUGUUUUCUUUUUCCGAUGCAAAAUGUUUACAAUGUUUUGGUACGGUGUGCCCUAAUGAACACGAUCCCCAACUGACACGAAGGGAGGGGGCUAGAGGUCAGAGUUCAGGAGGUUCCGAUUGGAAGAGGGGCCUCUUUAUGCAGGGUUACUCAUUGAUGCACACACCUACUUUUAAGUGCCUUUAUACGCUGCAAAGGGAUACUGGGGGCUUGUAAGGUAAUGACUCCAUGUACAUAUCCAUAGACUCCUUGUCCCCUGUAUUGAAAAAUAAAUAUUAUUAGAUGUAUAUGCUCACAAGGAUGCUGGGAGGGAAAAGACCUAUGACACAAGGAAAGAGAUGUCCCCUUAAAGACACAAACCCCUUUAUAAACAUCUGGCUGUAAUGGAUUUCACUGUUGGUUGUUAGCUUUAUUAGGAGGUGUCACAGUGAACUGACACACAUUGAAGUGCUUUGAAACCAUUAGUGAUGCCAGAAGGCCUGGUUGUCUUCCCAAACUCCCAGAUUGGUGCUAUGCCUUAAUACUGUCAUUUGUCUCAGAUGUUUUGUCUGGACACUAGUCUAGUUUGUAUGCUGUUUUUUUUGUGUUCAGUUUCUAAGCUCUUGGAUCAAUUUUGUCUGGUAAAUCUGUUCAUAAGGUCCUGAUAUUUUCCAGCUGGAUAUCAGUUGCACAGUGGGUAUAAAUGAAAAAGACGACAGUAGUCAUUACAGUAGAGGCACAUCUGAUCUCACAAUUUCAAAUAAGAAUAAUAUGAUAAUAGUUCAACAGGGAUCCCUUGGUAACAGGAUACAGAAAUGUUACUUACAGUUUGGUGCUGUUUUUGUUUGGUCUUAUCUAAUCAGAACCUAAUGUGGCAAACUAACAGUGCCAGCUAAAAUAGGGUACCAUUGCACCAUUCAAAUAUGGUUGACAUGGAUCAAGUAUUUAAUUGCACAAAGAAGUCCUCUGAAGUAGAAAGAUGAAUUGAUUGAUUCCAACAGUUCUCUUGGCAGUAUUUCCUUCAAUGACAGCAGCUGGGAUAAGUCUUGUGAGAUUUGGCGCCUUGCCAAAUUUGCCUUGCUGAAUUUGAGUUUUUACGGAAAUGUCAGAGGUUCCUUGUGUGAUACUAUUUUGCCAGGUACUCUGAAAAGUGUUGGCGUGAAACCCAGUAAGACUCCAACAGUAACAUUUCUUCAGGAAAUAGAGCAUUUCUGAGGCUAAAGUCAACACCGAUCCUGUUGCCAGGAGUAGCCUUUUGCUGCAAAUAACCUACAUAAUACAUGGUGCUAAAACAUCCUUCAGUCGUUUUAAAAUCACACUGUAAUGUGUGGUUUUACUGCAGGUUGAUGAAUGUCUGUGUGAGAGUUAGAGUUGGGCUUUACAGGUAUGCAAAAAUAUUUUUGUAAAGAUUCAAAACAGGAUGUCAGAGGGUGCAGGUGAGUUUCCUCUAGUCAGUCAUCCAGACACAGCUCAACCCUCAUAUCACAUGCAGAAGGGAGUCCAGAGAUCAAACAAAGAUAAACGGUUGAUCAAAGGGCUGAUUAAGUGCAAAGACACAGAGAGUGAAUGAAGGACUAAGCAAGACUUUUACAUUUGGAACUGAAUUGCAAAUAUAAUUCUACAUGUGUUUAAUGGUGUGACAGACAGUUGCUUUUCAAUGGAAUGGAAAAAAAGUGCAAGCUAUCCAAAACCCUUCCAAGUUCUUACAGUACUGUGGCCCUCAUAAACCAAUUCCUAACCAUGCAGGUCAACGCUUUUAACAACAGGUGGCAUCCUUCAGCCAAGUUCAAACCUCUUCUCACAGCACUUCGUUGAAUGCUGUUUUUGUGUCAGAAUGGGGAAUGAUUUGAUAGGAAGUUAGCUUUGAGAAGCUGGCCAUUCAGGGGUGAACUUUUCAUUUAGAAAGUUAGCUAGUAGACACAGGUGUAGAGAUGUCACAAUUCGAGAACUAUUCUUCCUUCAUUCAUGACAAAAUGCUCCAAUGAAUUCAACGCUGUUUUGCUGUUCAAGUUACUUGAUUGUUCGUGUCCUUAUGGUGCUAAAUAAUGUACAAAAAGGUGCUACAUUAUAUUUCGUUUUAUAAUUCAAAUACAUGUACAUAUUCCGCUUGCACAUGGAUGACAUAUGACCAAUACAUAUUUUACAUGAACUUUGCAAACCUUUGUUAAUAAAGAUAUUGACACAU
Oncorhynchus gorbuscha (pink salmon) is the source of this 3142-nucleotide messenger RNA. RefSeq names its product complement C1q tumor necrosis factor-related protein 1-like. The transcript is spliced from 3 exons. Bases 109 to 876 code for a protein of 255 amino acids. Gene Ontology annotation, molecular function: protein binding. Lineage: Eukaryota; Metazoa; Chordata; Actinopteri; Salmoniformes; Salmonidae. The record is from RefSeq and is a predicted model, not a curated record.